This is a messenger RNA of Dictyostelium discoideum AX4, 3903 nucleotides long. RefSeq lists its product as hypothetical. The transcript has 2 exons. Lineage: Eukaryota; Evosea; Eumycetozoa; Dictyosteliales; Dictyosteliaceae. The record is from RefSeq and is a predicted model, not a curated record. The coding region runs from base 1 to 3903 and encodes 1300 amino acids.
AUGAGCUCAUAUUUAGUACCACCAGGGUUAUUAAAUAGAUCUCAUUCCGUCAAUGGUGAAGGGUUUGUAAUUAUACCUCAACUUAAAAUUCAAGGUAAUUUAAAAGAUAAUGAAAAAACCAAUCAACAUAGUUCAAUUAAAAGAUGUUGUCAUGUUAGAAUUUCAAAAUUAGAAUUAACAAGUGAAAGUAGAGAAAAGAUACCAACAUCAAUCAAAUUUUCAGUUGGUCUCAACAAAAUUAGGAGAACUUUAAUCACAACUCCAAUCGAUUUAUCAAAAACCUUAGAAGAAGUUGUAUUAUCUCAAUCCUCUUCAAACAUUAGAAUCAGUUUAAAUAAACCAAUUUUUAAAGAUAAAAUAAAAUUAGAUACCAAUUUUACUAAUGAUGUAGAAGAUGAUACUGAUAAUAUUGAUAAUAAUAAUAAUAAUAAUAAUAUAAAUAGUGAAAAUGAAAAUGAAGAAAAUGAAAAUGAAAAUGAUAUAAAUGAUAAUGAAAAUGAUAAUGAUAUUGAAAAUAUUAAUAAUAAUAAUAGUAAUAAUAUCGAAACAUCAUUUGUACCAAUUUCAUCAGCUUCAAUAAUAAUUCCAAAUAUUGGUUUUGUAAAUAGUAAUAGUAGUAGUAAUAAUAAUAAUAAUAAUAAUAAUAAUAAUAAUAAUAAUAAUAAUAAUAAUAAUAAUAAUAAUAAUAAUAAUAAUAAUAUUAACAAUAAUGUAGAAUCAUCACCAUCGUUAAAUAUAAAUCUUUCACCAAAGCGACAAACUAAUGAGCCAAGUAAUCAAUCGAAAAAAACAUACUUAUACCCAUUAGAUAUUAGAUUUAGUUUUCAUUAUGAUCAUUCAUUAAAAGAGUAUGAUGAUUUUAUAAAAAUUACAUUAUUAAAAUGUUAUUCUUCCUCUUCAAAUAAACAAAGACAAAGGGAUAUUCCAAUUUCUUAUUCAACUGUUAAUUUAUCUCAAAUCCUUCAACAAGGUGAGUUUACAUCAGAUUUAGAUAUGACACCAAUUAUAUCCCAUACAAACUAUGGUGGUAAUGUUAAUAGUAGUGUUGGUAGUAAUAAUGAUUUUAUAAAUAGUGGUAAUAGCUCACAACAGUAUCAACAACAACAACAACAACAGCAGCAACAACAACAACAGCAACAACAGCAACCAAUACCAACUACUACUCUAAAUAUAACUAUUUGUAGUGUUCCAAAAGAAAUUGAAGAUUUAGAAAAUGCACAAGAAUAUCAAUUGAAUGAUAUGGGAUUAAACUCUGAUGAUGAGAAUUUAUUCAUUGAUUCAGAUUCAAAUGAUGAAUAUGAUGAAGAAGUUAUAUCAUACCAAGAUGUACCUUAUCAUUUCAAUCCAAUCACUAGACCUUCAAACUAUGGUAAUUCUCCAACUUUAUUAAGUUCAUCUCCUUCAACAUUUCCUGAUAAUAGUCAUCAUCAUCAUCAUCAUCAUCAUGAAACCGAUCAAGAAAUUGAAAAUCAUCACCAUCACAAUCACAGUCACAAUCACAAUCAUCAUAACCAUCAUCAUAACCAACAAUUUAUAAAUACAACUGAGGUUGGAUUGUUAUCACAAAAACUAUUAGAUAUUAGAGAACAUGAACAACAUAAUCAUAGUAAUAGGAGUCAAACAGGUAGUGGUGAAGUAAAAAAGAAUAAAAAAUCAAAACUUCAAAAACUUUCAUCUUUAAUUAAACCUAUAACAAUAAAAUCAUCAUCAAGUAGAAGUAAUAGCCAUAGCCAUAACAAUAGUAAUAGUAAUGGUAAUAACAAUAAUAAUAAUAAUAAUAUUAGUAAUAAUUCAAUUAAUAGUGGUGUUGAAAGACAACAAGAUGAUACAAACUUUAUUAAUGAAUAUGAUACAUCAAGUGAUAGUAGUAGUGAUGUAUAUGAACCAACACCAAAUAAAAUAAUAAAACCAUCCAGUAAGAAACCAACACAUAAUAAUCAAUAUUAUUUUAGUCAAACAAUAUAUGAAGAAGGUGAUGAUGAAAAUGAUGAGGUAGAAGAUACAACUAAUAAUAGUAAUAAUAAUAAUAAUAAUAAUGGUAAUAAUAUUACACCAAAUACUAAUAUUCAAACACCAACUUCACCAAAAUUUAAAUUAUCAAAUGAAAAAUCAUUUAUAAAUAUUUUAAAUGAAAAUAAAUUACCUCAUAGUAGCGGUUCAGUUGGUAAUACCUCAAAACCAUUAUUAAAUGUUAUUUCAUCACCACUUCAUCUUAGUAGUUCAAGUGUACCACCUUCUACAUCAACACCAAUUAUAAUAUCCAAUAAUACAGGUAUGGUGGCAACAACAUCUCCAAUAACACCAUCGUUAGCAACCUCUCCACCACCCACAGCAACAACGACAACAACAACAACUUUAGUAUCCAAUACUUAUUUAGAUUCAAUAUUAAAUCAAUUAUCAAAUUCUGAUAAACCAAUACAUUUAUUCUUUGUUAAUUCACUAAGAAGAAGAGGUAAAAAAAUGGAGCAAAUAAUUGAACAAUCUCAACUUUUAAAAUCAAAUUUUAAAGUUGUAUCAACAAAAUCAAAUACUGAAAUCAAUUUAGUUUUUAAAGCGAUUUUAUCAAAGUUACAUAGUGAACAAACUAAAAUAGUUAUAGCUGGUUCCGAUAGUUAUGUAAAUGCUAUUAUGAAAGUUUACGUCUCUUUAAUUUCUCUAAAACCAAGAGGUUGGAAUCCAUUCUUAAUCUAUCUAUUACCAUUGGGUAAAAGUAAUGAUAUAACAUUACAAUUGGCAUCCAAUGAUACGACUUACUCUACAUUAUUUUCAAAUAAUCCAGAAUGGAAACGUAUUUUCGAUCAAAUUGAACCACCUACUUUUGAUCAAAUUAGUGAAAUCGAAUCAAAAGUAUCUCAAUAUGUCCUUGCUCAAAGAGGUAUUUCAAAUCAAUAUAAAUUCCCAAUUGGUGAAGCGUUACUCACAAUACCUUUCUCAACAACUUCAAAUGCUAUUCCAUUUAUAAAAGGUAUUCAAAUUACUCAUGUUGGUCAUAAAUUAAUUUCUGAAAAUUUAGAUAAUCAAAUUAUUAAUCAAAAUAAUAAUAAUAACAUAAUUAAAAAUGACAGUAAUAAUAGUAAUAACAAUAAUAAUAAUAGUACCAUUAAUAAUAAUUCAAGUGAUAAUAUUGAAUUAGAUAAUUUAAAUGUUCAAGUACAAUUAGAUUAUUGGAUACCAAAAAAGAAAGGUGUAGAUCAUAUUGUUUUAAAAACUAUAUUACAAAAUUUAAAAUUAAUUAGGUUACCAAUCAUUUCAAAUUCCAUUAAAACUCCAAUUCUUUCUCCACCAACUGAUAAUUCUUUCUCGUUAUUGGUUUCUUAUAAAAAUUUAUCAAAAAAGAAAAACAUGUUAACAAGAUUUGGUAGUAGUAGUAGUAGUAGUGGAAAUAGUAGCGUUUUAAGUGGAAUCAGUAAUAAUAUCAAUAGUAUUAGUAGUGGAAUUAAUAGUAACAUUGGAAAUAAUAAUCAAAAUAGUGGUAGUAAUAGUAGUGGUGGUGGUAGUAGUAAUAGUAUUAGUAGUUCAAAAAAGAAAGAUGAAAAUAAAAAUAGUUCCUCAAUAUCAUCUUCAAAUACAUUAAAUAGUGGUGAUAGUAAAAAUAGUAAAGAUGAAAAACAAUCUUCUUCUAAAGAUUCACAGAAACAAGACCAUGAUAAAAAAGAAAAUGAUUCAAGUUUAAUUUUGUCAAUUACAAAAUUAAUGUGUGGCCCAGUGGCUUCAACUUCUUCAUCUUCAUCCUCUUCUUCAAACACUGAAUCAAUAUACUCUAAGGUUUUAAUUGAUGGUGUACAGUUUAACAAUGUUAAAUUCUUAUCAAUAUCUCCACAAUGGGGUACUCAUGUUAAAUAUUUCCCUGUUCAAUCAUUUGUUGAACAAAAACAAUCUGACAACCAAGGAAAAUCACCAUAA